AUGAGCACCGGUGAUGCUGGUGCCCCGAAGGCAAAGAUACCCACCUGGGAUGGCGCGUCGGAAACCUUCCAGACUUAUCAAGAGUCAGCGAGACUCUUCGAGCAGACGGUGGAGUACAAGAAACGACACCUCUGCGGACCUCAGCUUCAAGGAGCUUUGGAAGGAGCGGCAAAGCGCUUUGUGGUUGGGAAGCCACCCGACUGGCUUUCCUUUCCAGGUGGAGUGGAGAGCUUGCUGGAGCAUUUGCGACAAUGCCUUGGCAAGCCCCAGAUGCCAGAGUUGACAGAGCUGCUAGGGAAAUACUUCCGUGGAUCGAAGCGCCGAUCCGGAGAGACGAUGAAUGAAUAUAUUUCCCGCAAGUGCGAAGUGUACGUUCGCGCUCAGCAAGCUAUGGGACGUGUGAGGCCAUACCAUGACAACUUCCCUCGCGGCGGUCACUACCUGGGCCCAAGUCCUUGGGAGCGACAAGGUCGCCGCCUGAGCACUGGCUCCUGGGUGAGCAAUACGGCCGAGACGCAGGAUGAUGAAGAUGGAGAUGCGCCACCCGUCCAGGCAGCAGCGCCUACCGCAUCAGAUGCGAGCACUACCGAGGACCGCCGUUCUGAUUGGGACGGCCCCAGCUGGUGGUCCAGAAGUCAGUGGAACUGGUACGGAUCCUCGUGGUCCAGCUACUCGGACUACGGCUCGCAGUGGAAUGCUUGGAUCGCCCAAGAACUGCGCAACCAGUUUCCAGAGAAUGAGCUUCGUCGGAAGGAGCCUCGAAAACAACAAGGAUACUGGGGUGAAGAUCAAGACCUCACCGACGAGGACGAGAAGCCCAACACCGAGGUCAACUUCGAGGCAGCGGAAGAGCUCAACGAGGAGGGCUACGCCGUGUGGAGCGAGGCCGAAGGCGAGGUACAGAGUGCCCUCGCUGCUAUGUUUCAGGCAAAGCGCACUUUGCGCAGUGCUCGUGAAAAACAGAAGCAAGUCCGCUUGAACAGACAGUACUACCAGGGCAAUGGAGGUCGCGGCUCCCAGUCUUCCCGGAAUGAUGAUCACAUCACCUGCCUACGCUGUGGCGAGGUAGGCCACACUGCCGCCACUUGUCCAGCGGCCAAACCACGGGCGGACCCACCAGCGGGGAAGCAGAUGGCUCCCUUCGUGUGCUACGCGGAAGACUACUAUGCCGAAGAAGCCCUCCAUGCGGAAGCUGACCCACUACCAAAGGCCACCACCGCGGAAGCGGUAGAGCAAGGGAAGGCUGUGGUAGACUGCGGCGCCACUCGCAGUCUUGGUUCUGUCUACGCCUUAGAAAAGGUGAUGCAGCUGAGCAAGGUGCCCGGAAGCCGAGUGGACACCGAGAAUCAGCCAGUGUUCGGGUUUGGCAACUCCACCGAGGAUCGAUGUGUCAGCACGUUGCACCUGCAGCUCACUGCCGGAGGACGACCUGGCACUUUGCAGAUACAUGCCCUUGAUCGUGGAGCUGCUCCAAUCCUUCUGAGCGUCGCCACAUUGAAGGCUCUCAAGGCCGUCCUUGAUUUUUCAGAUGGCACGGUGGUUCUGAGGGGCCUGGAUGCGAGCCAAGUUUUGCAGCUGGAAGAAUCCAGCACGGGACAUUCUUUUGCAAUGCCUACGCAUUCGCCCGUUCCGGGGUUGAGGGAUUAUGUGAAGACGGCAAAGCAGGCCAACCCUCCACCUGAGUAG
Molecule: messenger RNA, 1686 nt
Organism: Symbiodinium sp. CCMP2592
Lineage: Eukaryota; Dinophyceae; Suessiales; Symbiodiniaceae
Source: the annotation of a GenBank genome assembly